GAAGCACAAAGGCUCAAAAUUCUCGACUGGAUAUCCGAUGAUGCUGCGAGGCGGAAACACACGAAGCUGAUUUCGGGGCAUCAUCCCAACACGGGACAGUGGAUAUUCGCCACGCCUGAAUUCCAAAGUUGGACUGGAAGCGAAACACGAGUAUUUUGGUGUUAUGGAAAUCCAGGUGUUGGAAAAACCCAAAUAAUGUCUCUCAUAGCGGAUUAUCUCUCUCGGAUCACCUGCGUCGCAUAUUUUUACUGCGACUACCAAGCAUCCUGCGUGCAGGCCGGGACCGCGGUAGCAGCCUCGCUACUUCGGCAACUCGUAGAGACAGAGCCGUCCAUACCACUCGCUUUGGAAGACCUGUAUAAAACGCUCGGUUAUGGUCGAGACAAUUUGAAGCUGGAUGAUAUUACGAGCCUGCUUCACCACCUCUGUCUCGAUAAGCGCCAUGUUUAUAUUCUGCUAGAUGCUCUCGACGAGUAUGGUCCUGCGUCACAAAGACGAGGGAUCAUGUCCCUCCUUAAAAAUCUUGCCGAAGCAGGCGCGAGAAUACUUAUUAUUAGUCGCCCGCAUGUUGCUGAUGUAGGCCGUACAUUCGGCGAAUACAUUGAACUUGAAGUGAGGAGUGAUCCGUCGGAUAUCAGGUCCUACGUUGAGCACACAAUUAGUGCAAGCGAUGAACUUGCUGAGUUCAUAGUGAACGAUUUGAGAGAGGAGGCUGUGCAGCGGGUAGUGGACCAAGCCGACAGAAUGUUCUUGCUCGCCACGUUGCAGUGCACCCGCCUAACUCACCUAACCCGCCGAUCUGAGGUUAGAAGAGCUCUUAAAAUACUCCCGAGUGGCCUCGAAACAGCGUAUGAGGAAUCCAUGGGGAGGAUCGAGCUUGAAUCCCCCGAAAGAAAAUCUAUCGCAAUGACUGCCUUAUCGUGGAUCUAUCAUACGAGGCGACCACUAUCUAUCAACGAGCUACUACACGUCCUCGCAGUUGAUUCAUCAUCCGUUUUGAGUUUAAGUGAGGAGAACAUUCCGUCUCGGAGCCUUGUCGUGGACGUCUGCGCCGGCCUUAUUGUCCUUGAUACUGAAAGCGGCGCUGUCAGAUUCGCACACUACUCUCUGCACGAGUAUUUCCAGGCCACCUACCAGCAGUGGUUUUCACUUGCAAAGCGAGAGAUA
Messenger RNA from Hyaloscypha bicolor E, 1167 nucleotides. RefSeq lists its product as uncharacterized. The record is from RefSeq and is a predicted model, not a curated record. NCBI's taxonomy places the organism in Eukaryota, Fungi, Ascomycota, Leotiomycetes, Helotiales, Hyaloscyphaceae. The transcript has 4 exons. The annotation marks the transcript as partial.